Eufriesea mexicana is the source of this 938-nucleotide messenger RNA. RefSeq names its product protein lethal(2)essential for life. The record is from RefSeq and is a predicted model, not a curated record. Lineage: Eukaryota; Metazoa; Arthropoda; Insecta; Hymenoptera; Apidae. Gene Ontology annotation, biological process: response to heat; protein refolding. The transcript is spliced from 2 exons. Gene Ontology annotation, cellular component: cytoplasm; nucleus. The coding region runs from base 169 to 693 and encodes 174 amino acids.
AGUAUUGCGCAGUCAGUAAGAAAUUGUAACUCGAAGCGAACAGUUCGUGUGACUUUUCGAGCAACUACCGAACGACUUUAUACAGCGAACGAUAAUUAUUAUUUUCUGAGAGUGUGAUUUAUAAAACGAAACAAAGGAUUUCCAACGAUAGAUCACAGUUACAUCGACAUGGCACUAAUAUCAAGAGACCUGUUCCGCAAUUGGUGGGAAGAUAUGGAUCGUUACCAUCGAGAAUUGGAGGAACAUUUUAAACGUCUUAGCACCAGCGACGAUUUCUGGAAACCGUCACCAAUGCCAUCUUUCAAGGAAUUCUUCAAACCAUGGAGAAACAUGAUGGAAGAAUUGGAACAUCAAGUUGGCGGUUCAACCACUGUCGAACGAGAUCAAAAUAAAUAUCAAGUGAUCGUUGAUGUACAGCAAUUUGCACCAGAGGAAAUAACGGUCCGAACAGAUGAUAAAUGUAUUACCAUCGAGGGUAAACAUGAAGAAAAGAAGGACGAACAUGGUUAUGUAUCCAGACACUUCGUACGUCGUUACGUACUACCACAAGGAUAUGAUAUUGGCCAUGUUAAACCCAGUUUGUCAUCGGAUGGUAUUCUUACUAUCACUGCUCCGAGACUCGCCCUACCAGCACCAGGAGAACGAAUUGUACCGAUCGAACAAAGCAAUGCGCCAGCGAUUAAGGCAGCGUAAAUGUUACUUUUCACUUAAUCGAUAUUAAGAAGUAUUCAUGUAUUGGAAUUUAUUAUAUAUUUUCUUUUUGCAAGCCUAAGUAACUUCUUUAUUGUUCAUUAUUGAAUAAUCGAAAUUAUUUGUUCAUAUCGAUUUAAUUUUAAUUGCAUAUUUUUAACUGAUAAUUUAAUUAUACUGUUACGUAAUUUAAUUUCUUAAGAUUGCAUCGCUUACGCGUCCAAAGAACUUAAAAUAUUUAUCCUAAA